Penaeus chinensis is the source of this 903-nucleotide messenger RNA. RefSeq names its product basic salivary proline-rich protein 3-like. The transcript has 2 exons. The record is from RefSeq and is a predicted model, not a curated record. The coding region runs from base 1 to 903 and encodes 300 amino acids. NCBI's taxonomy places the organism in Eukaryota, Metazoa, Arthropoda, Malacostraca, Decapoda, Penaeidae.
AUGCUCCACCCCCGCCUAUCACGGCCGCAGGAGUCGUCCGCGACCCCAGUGCCGGGUCAGCGCCGGAACCGAACCGGGCGACGGCCCGGCCGGCACAGGGACGAAGGCCCGCGCCAGCACCAGGAGCCACGCCGCCCGCCCGAAAUCCGGCAAGCAGGGCCAGGUGCGCGCGCCCCGGAGCCGGGCCAGGCAGGACCGAAGCCGCGGUCGAAGGCCGGCAGCACAGGCGCCCCACGGACGCCCGCCCACGGAGCACCGGAAAGCCUAGCACGGCGCAAGGCACAGCCCGAACACGGACCGGACAGCCCCGCGCCCGGAGCAGGAGGCCCGCCCGCGGCGCAAGGACACGCACAGACACCGGCGAGACGGCCCGACCGGACACGGUGGGAACAGGGUGUGCGCGUCGCGGGACGGGCCGGGACGGGCACCGGGCCGGGAAGGCGCCGGCAGCCAAGCCCGUUAGGGGGCCAGCCGCCCUGCACACCUGCCCGCCCGCGCACCGGAGACCGGCAGGCCACGGACCGGAGCACGGACCGACCGUCCGGCGCGGCCCGCCUCGCCAGGCGGAGGAGGCACCGACCACGGCGACCGGACCGCCACGCAAUGGACGAAGGCUCCGGCCUCAUGCAAGCGAGCCGGGCCAGACCAAGCCGGCCGGCAAGCAACCGCCCGGCGACCGGCCAAAGGACACAGAAAGGCAGACGGCACCGGCCCGCCCAGCCAGGCCCGGACCCGACCGGGCCGGACCGGCACGAAAGGCGCCGGCCCGAACAGCCCGGCGCCGGCACGCCUCGCAGGAGCGGCCCGCCCCGCCCGGCCGGCCCGCCCCGCCCGGAGCCCGGGCCGCCAAGUCCCCGCCCGUCGCCGGCCGCCCCUCCCAGGAGCCGGCCGGCUGGGACCUAG